UGCGUCAUGCUACUGCAUCCAAAGACAGCCUUAUGGAUAAGUCUGGUGUCCCAAUACUUUUGAUAUAUAGUUCAAUGUGUCCUGAAUGACUAUAAAAAUAUUACAACGAAAAAAAAAACACCAGAAGCUUCAAAUUAAAACAUUUUUAAUCACAUAAUUAUAGUUUUAAACUCUUUCUAUGACAGUGAGACGAUUUAUAGUUAAGUGUGAGCCCCCCAACACGAUUAAAAGAGGAGGGUCUUUUUAUCUCUUUCUCUCUCCCUCUGUCUAUCCAACUCUGUCUGUGUCUGACUCUCUCCCUCUCAAAGCACAUACGUCCAAAAAUAAACUUAAGGAACUGUGUGUCCUCUGUGUAGAAAAACACUUUGCUGUCUGGGAUUGCAACACCACACACACACACACACACACAUACAUGCUCCAGUGCUCAUCUGAGUCUCUGGAUGAUAAAAUCUGCAUUAUUAUUCAUCGCACUACUGGUUCUACUCAACAAAACCCUUUUUCUACCGUCAGUCAUCGUCAGAACACUGGAGAAUGAAACAGAAACUAGUGGACAUGCGGCGAGCACUUUGUCCGUCAUUCAGGGCAGAAUCGGACCCGGACCUAAAAGCACCACAAAGUCCUGAUGGCCAAACGGAGAGAAUGGUGAUGAAGAGGGAGAUCUCUCUGACCAAUGGCAUCUGCCUCAUCGUUGGAAACAUGAUCGGCUCAGGAAUCUUUGUGUCUCCCAAAGGCGUUCUCCUGCACAGCACGUCUUACGGCCUUUCGCUGCUCAUCUGGGCACUAGGGGGCUUGUUCUCUGUUUUCGGUGCUCUUUGUUAUGCUGAGCUUGGUACCACCAUUGGCAAGUCAGGCGCUAGUUACGCGUACAUCUUGGAGGCCUUCGGUGGAUUUUUGGCAUUUAUUCGCCUCUGGACUUCAAUCCUGCUGGUGGAACCGGCCAGCCAGGCUGUCAUCUCUCUGACGUUUGCCAACUAUCUGGUGGAGGCCCUGUAUCCGACAUGCCAACCUCCAUAUGAUGCUGUGAGGGUCAUCGCUGCCGCCUGCAUCUGUGUGCUAAUCUUUAUAAACUGUGCCUAUGUAAAGUGGGGAACCAUGGUCCAGGAUGUCUUUACCUACACCAAGAUCUUGUCCCUCAUCCUCAUCAUAACAAUCGGCAUUUUGAAAAUAAUUAAAGGAGAGACUCAGAACUUUGAGAACCCAUUCGAGGGCUCAUCCAUAGAGGCUGGGAGUAUUGCACUCGCCCUUUACUCAGCUCUGUUCUCCUACUCUGGCUGGGACACGCUCAACUUCGUCACGGAGGAGAUUGUGAAUCCGGAAAGGAAUUUACCACUAGCCAUUGCCAUCUCCAUGCCAAUUGUAACCAUUAUCUAUAUCCUGACAAAUGUGGCCUACUACUUGGUACUGGACAUACCUUCCUUCAUGGCUAGCGAUGCAGUCGCAGUGACUUUUGGGAAUCAGGUUCUGGGACCCUUUAGCUGGGUCAUUCCCAUCGCUGUGGCUAUGUCCUGUUACGGUGGACUGAACGCCUCCAUCAUUGCUGCAUCCAGGUUGUUCUUUGUGGGGGCCAGAGAGGGUCAGCUACCAGACAGUCUGGCUCUGAUCCAUGCUGACCGCUACACUCCAGUCCCUGCACUCCUCUUUAAUGGUGUAAUGGGACUCAUCUUCUUGUGUGUGGAAGAUGUAUUUCUGCUAAUCAAUUACUUCAGCUUCAGCUACUGGCUGUAUGUGGGAUUAUCUGUAGCAGGACUCAUCUACCUUCGCUUCACACAGCCGGACAGACACCGACCUGUGAAGCUUUCACUGCUCAUUCCCUUCAUCUACUGCUUGUGCAGUCUUUUCUUGGUCAUCGUUCCACUUUACAGCGACACAGUCAAUUCACUUAUAGGAGUAGCAAUUGCACUGUCUGGUGUACCAGUGUACUACUUCUGCAUCUACUUGCCUGAGGAGAAGAGACCAAAAUGGUUCAGUAAUCUCAAUGCCACCAUCACCAAAUACACCCAGAUCGUGUGCUACUCCUGUUUAACUGACCUCGAUGUGGAGCCAGAAAAGUUGGCUGAGAACAAGACUCAGUGAUCUACGCAAGAACAGCACACAGAGACCUAAAGACAGCAUAGAUUUUAUUAACAUUUGAAUUGCACAGGAACACCAUGGUGAGCAUAGAACAACGAUGGUGUCCAGUGAGGAGCUGUAAUAUUCGUAUGUAUCGGUCAUUUAUUUUCUGCAUACACCAUGUCUUUUGCGUUUUGUACUGUAUGUUUGAAGUACUGUACCUGGUAUAACAUGAAGAGAAAAUUCAA
Molecule: messenger RNA, 2297 nt
Organism: Silurus meridionalis
Lineage: Eukaryota; Metazoa; Chordata; Actinopteri; Siluriformes; Siluridae
Product: Y+L amino acid transporter 2
Exons: 10
Coding region: 532-2073 (513 amino acids)
Biological process (GO): amino acid transmembrane transport
Cellular component (GO): membrane
Molecular function (GO): L-amino acid transmembrane transporter activity
Source: RefSeq, a predicted model, not a curated record